Molecule: messenger RNA, 8891 nt
Organism: Liolophura sinensis
Lineage: Eukaryota; Metazoa; Mollusca; Polyplacophora; Chitonida; Chitonidae
Product: ATPase MORC2-like
Exons: 31
Coding region: 536-3823 (1095 amino acids)
Cellular component (GO): nucleus
Molecular function (GO): zinc ion binding
Source: RefSeq, a predicted model, not a curated record
AAUUUACUUCAUGCCUAUGGAUAUGUCAGUGCGACAUGUGUUCUAAUGUCUUUGUUUAAAUCCCCAAGUACGUAAAGAAAGUAAGCAUAUAAGGAUAUAAAUCUGUAGACAUAUUUCAAUGCGCAGAGGAUCGGGCGCUGAUUAGCAAAAGCGGAAGACUCUGCGAAGGAAGAUGGCUUCAUGAAGAAGUAGUGCGGAAAGAAGAUAGGUUGGUUGAACCUCGUACAUAUUUUUUAAAUUUUUUGUGGUAGGUUUUUGAGGUGUAUGGUAAAGUCGCAUUGAUUAAAACGUGUGCGAACGUUGAGUAUGCCUGGUUUCGAUGCUUAAUCGCCAGGUGAUUGUCAAACAGCAGGUGUCAAGUGGAACAGUUUCCUAAACUGUCGUGUGAGGAACAGACAAAACAACAACAACAAAGCGAGGCUGCCAUUAGAUGACUUCGUUGUUUAUCGUGUGCCAGUUUACAGAUGCUGACCUCAAGUUAUUGACCAUGUAAACUUUUGUCAGACCGAGUGUAAUUCCACCCCAUCAAGUGAAGAUGUCCUCUUAUCAAGGGCUGAGCCGUGCGCAGCUUAGCUUUGACUAUUUGCACACAAAUUCAACAACACAUGAAUUUUUGUUUGGGGCCUUAGCUGAACUGCUAGAUAAUGCAAGAGAUGCGUCAGCCACAAAGAUCAACAUAUUCACAGAGCCCUGUAAAGAAACCAGAGGUGGUUAUUAUUUGUGUUUCCUUGACGAUGGAGAGGGCAUGGAUCCAAACGAGACGUCUGACAUCAUAACCUUCGGCAAGUCUGCCAAGAGAGGCCAGGACUCCCAGAAAAUUGGCAUGUAUGGAAACGGGCUGAAAUCUGGCUCCAUGAGGAUAGGUAAUGACUUGAUGCUGUUCACAAAGAAAGGUCCCACCAUGACCUGUUUGUUUCUCUCAAGGUCAUUUCAUGAGGAGGAGAACAUAGAUGAGGUGAUUGUUCCAAUUCCCUCUUUUGAAACUGCAACAAACAGGCCUCUGGCCAAAGGUGCUAAUCAAAUAGAAAAGCAUAACCAAGAAAUGAAUCUCAUCUUAAAAUACUCCCCCUUCAAGACGGAAAAGGAGUUCUUUGCCAAGUUUGACUCCAUUGAGGGUAACUGUGGUACAUUAGUGAUCACCUAUAACCUGAAGCUUCUGGACACGGGGGAGACAGAGCUGGACGUGGACAGCGUACCACACGACAUCCUGCUGGCCAAUCCGCAGACAGAUUUCGACUCCGACACAGGAAUGAUGCCUGAGCGACGGUCGUUCCGCGCCUACGCAGCCAUUUUGUAUAUGGAGCCCAGAAUGAAGGUGUACAUACAGGGGAAGAAAGUGAGGACUAAGAGGUUGGCUAGUUGUCUCCAUAAGUGCCGACAAUACAAAUACUCCUCAAAUCGUUUCCGGUCAAGAGCUGAAAAUGAAGCUAAGAAGGCAGAAGAUGAAGCUAAAGCUGCAGAAAAUAAAGCAAGGGAAGCGGAAAGUAAAGCAAAGAAUUUAGAAGGUCGUUACGGGUCGUCCAUGUCAAGAGAACAGAGGGCCGAGUUGAGGAAGGCUCAAACAUUGGCAGCUGAAUAUCGGAAAGAAGCUCAAAUACGCAAGCAAAUAGCAGAUAGGAAAACAAAAUCACUAAAGGACCCCAAAACUUUGAAUUUCAUAUUCGGUUUAAAUAUAGAGAAUCGUAGCCACGAUGGUGUGUUUGUGUACAACUGCAGUCGUCUGAUCCGUAUGUACGAGAAGGUGGGACCUCAGACGGAUGGAGGAGUAUGUUGUAGUGGUAUUGUUGGUAUUGUAGACGUGCCAUACCUAGUGCUGGAGCCGACGCACAAUAAGCAGGACUUUGCUGAUGCCAAAGAGUAUCGCCACUUAACACGGGUGAUGGGGGAACACAUGGAGCAGUACUGGAACUCGUCCGGUGUAGCUCAACAAAUAACUAAAUUUUGGGAGAACUUUGGUUACGUCAGCGGCAACUGGAAGGAUCCGCCGUCAUCAGAGCCCAAGUAUCUGCGCAAACGCCACAUGCAGCUCAGUAUGACUCUCCAGUGUGACAAAUGUCUGAAAUGGCGGAUCCUUCCUUUCUCUGCCGGUAACAUUGGGUUUGACUUUCCUGAUGAUUGGGUAUGUGAAAUGAACACAGACCCUUCUCACAACAGGUGUACUGCUGCUGAACAGAAGCUGAACAUACCUGAGGCUGUGUUCAAGAAGGAGGUGAAAACGCAGGAGAUGAAGCAGCAGAAGUUAGAGGAGGAAAUUAAGAAAAAAUCUGAGAUGUUGCAAAAAAUACAGAAAACCAAACCUGUGAUGUCAUCACGUCAGAUCAAGGAUGAACUGGAAGAAGAGGAGAAGAAAUUGGCUGCCAAGUCUCCACAGCUUAUCAGUCGACAACGUUCAGCCCCAGUAAACAACCGACCUUCACCCAGCGUAUCUCGCCAAAACUCCUCCCCGGUCUACAUACCAGACUCUGACUCCUCCCUAUCUCAAAGCCCCUCCCCUUCUAAAGCUCGUGCAGCAUCCCAAAGAUCAAAUGUGCCAAGCCCCACCCCUUCUCGUAAAACCAGUGGUCGUGUGCAGAAAGCAGAGCAGGAAAAAGAAGAAAGAGCACAACGAGUGCAGAGGGAAAGAGAAGAAAAAGCCAGACAACAAGCCAAGUUAGACAAGGAGCGGGCGCAAAAGGCAGUCAAAGAGCGAAUUCAGAGAGAAAGAGAAAGAUUGCAAAAAGAGAAGGAGAGAGAACGUGCAGCGAAAGAGCGAGAGAAACUGCGUGUGCAGAAAGAGAAAGAAAAAGAGGCGCUACGACUUGAAAGAGAACAAGAGAAAGAGGUGCUUCGUGCAGAGAAAGAGAGACAAAAAGAACUGAUUCGAGAAGAAAAGGAGAAACAGAUGCAGAUUGUUCGACACCCGGCUACCUCUACAAAAGCUUCCAGUCAAACCUCAAGUGAUGAAUCUUCCAGUUCACAGGUCAGCCAGUCGACCAGGGGAGAGGCAACAAAACGCCGCGCAACAGCUGCAUCAACAACAGCAGAUGCAGAAGUGCCCAGCAAGAAGAGCAAAGCAGCUCCUACAUCAACCAAAGAUGAGUCUGACAGCAUGGAGGAAGAGAGCGCAGGGAUGACUGUGGAGAGCUCGGAAAUAGAAGAGACAACCAUCAGUAAUGACGACUCAGAAGGUGAGGUGGGAACAAAAGUAGAAGCCAAGGUCAAGGACAAGUGGUAUUCAGGGUCUGUUGUCAAGGUGAAUGCAGCAGAAAGCAAGUGGAAGGUGAAGUUUGACCAAAAUCCAAAGGAUAAAUAUGAUAAAUGGUAUGAGAAGAAAGGACCAGAGGUGAGGCUUCUGAAGGCCAAUCAGCUUGCACCAGAGUCAUCUUUCCCUGCCCCUGCCUCACCAGCCUCUAUUUCAUCACACGAAACAGCGGCUGAGGCACCCUCAUCCUCCACAAAUACAACAACGGCAGUGCCCCCUGGUGGACAGAUUACAGAUGAAAUUGCUAAUGGCUACAGAACGUGUCUGCGUUACUUCCUGCCCCCUCAGUGGUCCAUGGAUAAAGAGGCGAUAUCAGCUCUCACCUUACAGGAGCUUGCUGCUUUCCCAUUGGAUGAUUUCUUUGACCACUAUGAAAAGGGUUUAAGAAAGCUGGUGAACAAUUUUCAGACCGAAUCAAAUGCGGCAAAAUCAAAGCUGUCUGGCCUUAGGAAGAAUAUAUCUCGUUUGUUGAGGUCGUUAAAUGAUGAGAUUGACAUUGACCCAGAAGAGGAUGGUGAACAUGUGGACCAGCUUCUGGCAGCCUGCGUGAAUCAAGCAACACAGGGGCAGCAGCAGGAGUGAGGGGAACUGGGGGGAACAAAAGGAGUGAGUGGAACCAUGGGCAACAAAAGGAAUGAGUGGAACCAUGGGCAACAACAGGAGUGAGGGGAACUGUGAGAACAACAGCAGGAGUGAGUGGAACCAUGAACAACAACAGGAGUGAGUGGAACCAUGAACAACAACAGGAGUGAGGGGAACUGUGGGGAAUAACAGGAGUGAGUGGAACCAUGGGCAACAAGAGGAGUGAGUGGAACCAUGGGCAACCUCAGGAGUGAGGGGGACUGUGGGGAACAACAGGAGUGAGUGGAACCAUGAACAACAGCAGGAGUGAGGGGAACCAUGAACAACAGCAGGAGUGAGUGGAACCAUGAACAACAACAGGAGUGAGUGGAACCAUGAACAACAGGAGGAGUGAGUGGAACCAUGAACAACAGCAGGAGUAAGUGGAACCAUGAACAACAGCAGGGAACAUAACCCAGGGGCAACACCACCACCAGAUUAAGACAAACUUAAAAAUCACCUUGCACCUGUAGCCAGUGGCAACAGCAACAACAGGUAGACAAGUGGAUACUCUUUGUGCUCAUCACCACUGUUUGUACAAGAAUAUCACUUCUAAAUGCCUUGACUAGACCAGUCUGUUGUUACAGAGAAGCCUGCAACAAUGGCUUGCUUGUGUUCACAAUAUAUAUCUUGAAAAAGUAAUUAAUUUUGCUUAGAACAAUGUGAUACAUGUAAUCCUGUUUUACAGGGAGAGAGUUUAGCAAGCUAAAAAGCGAGUAAAUGAAACAGCCUGUGUAUUGCAAUAGGCUUUUGUUAAAAAGUGAUCAGUGGAAAGAGACAAGAUUUGUUGGUAGGAAUUGCAUGUUCAGGUCCUGUAGCUCCAUGAACAUGGGUUUGAAAACAAACAUUUACAAAGAUGAACAGAGGACUUAAACAAUUUAAAAAAUCGAUCAAUUGCUGCUGUUUCACAGUCUAAAACAGCAUAACAUCAAGAGAUUUGGAAGAAAAAGCGAUACAAGAGUGAAUUCAAAACAUUAAAAGAUGGCAGAGUGUUGAAUGGAGCAUUUCAGUUUUAAUUCCAGCUUACGAGCUGAUUUAUAAAAGCAUAUAGACCUUGUGUUUUUCGAUGAAAUUUAUAGCCAUUGUGCGUACUGCUAGCCUUUGACAUUCAGUUUCUGCUCAAGGAAACAAGGUUCUCAGCUGAAGGUAGCCGGUUUCAGUUUAAAAUAUUACUUCACCAAUGGUGUUUUAUUAUUCUGACCAAGUUGUAUAUAAGACUAUAUAGUAUGAUCAUCAGUUGUAAGGCCAAAGUAAGGUUUGUAUAGUUUCCCCGCCAUUAUCGUUGUGGUCAUUGAGCAAACCAGGUGUAGGUGUAUGUGAGCACUGAUAGGCCGUUUUACCAGUAUGUCUUUUUGCUUUGCUGUGUACCAAACAUUGGUAUGCCACUUUGAUGACCUGUUCUUAUUUGGGUUUCAAUCUUAGAGAUUGCUUUUAAGGUCACACCAAAAUAUUCUCAUUUCAUAAUUCUGUACAGAACAUUAACCCUAGAGUGAGAGAAUUCUGUGCAGAACAUUAACCCUAAACAUUUAAAGCUGAACAUGUAAUAUUGGGUACACUUGUUGAGUAGUUUUCCUUGUUCAGGAGGGGAUGUCCGUACAUGUAUAAGUGUGCUUUGUGGGACAUGUUACGAGUUACAUAGAGGUCUUUCCCAGUUUCAGAACUCACUUUUUAAAGUUUCCAAACCGUGACAAAUUGGGUCCAAAGCCUUAAAACUUUAUAAUAGUGUAGAUGCCUUGCGCAGUAACCAUAAUAACUUUAAUGGCCCAUUUUCCAAACCCAAUGAAUCAGAAUUUUUUUUUUUUUUGAGCAAACUUGCCCAGAGUGUGCAUUAACAGUUGUGAUACACAACCUCACAGAAACCAGUGAUCCUGUAUUCUAUGGUUAGAAUGUUUUCAGGGUCAUUUUGUUUUUUGCGUUUUUUUUUUUUUUUUGUUUCUUGUUGUUUUUUUUUUUUCUUUAGGUGAUGAUCAGACAUCAUGUUGAGAGCAUUUCUUGUUUUAUCAUUUUAAAUCAUUGUUAAGGUUUGAUCUAAUCAUCUUAAAAAAAAUUUUCAUCAUGUUUUAUUUUAAUCUACUUUGUUUUAGAAAAUUUUGGGGAGAUGAAAUUGAAGAAAAGUGACUUUGUUUUAAGGGGAUUAGACUGUCAUUAAAUCUUCGUCUUGCCCUUGUCUUGCCUUCUGUAGUAAAAAUGGGGUCGCCAUCUCAUUGGAUCAUCCCCCAGGGACAAGAGUUUCUUUAACCUAUCAUGGGAGUGCUGUGAGGAAGAAUAGGUUGUACAGGUGUUUGUGUGUUAUGUGUGCAAUGUCUCUUUAUUUGUGAAUUUUACCGGGUAUCGUUAUCGAUAAAACUGCCAAGAUAUAGCUUUUAGAUAAUUGAUAAGUUGUAAGAAAUCGUGUGUGGCCAAAAAAAAUGGAAGUUUUACUUUUUUGUUUUACAUUUUGUUUAUUUUGAAAUUUAACUCUCUAUUGUAUUGAUUUUCUUCAACAUUUUUUUUCAAAAUCACUUUUUCGUGGAAUGAUAAGUGAUUUUUUACGUAUAUUUCUUUUCUCCUGGCUCUUGCAAACGGCGUUUUUUAAGUCUUACAUUGGGUUUACAUCUUUUCCUGCGGAAAAUAUGAGCUAUUACCGAUCUUUUUUCUCAGUAGAAUUCAGUAGAAAAGGGGUUGAAACUUAUCGGAGUAAAUGGUACUUUCAGCAGAUUUUCCCCUAUGGUCUAUGGUGUGAAGGUCAAGGAGGUCAGUGUCUUUGCAGAGAUCUAUUGAUGAGGCCUAAAACUUCCCUUGGUGAACUACAAAACACUGUUUAAUCUAACACAAAAUGACGCCAUGAACAAAUUAGCCUUCUUGUUUAGGCCUCCAUAAAUCAUCCACCCGUAAACGCUGGCGGCUGAUCUACCAGCAACUUGGAGAAUAGGUAAAUUGGCUUUAUUUCUCCCGUAAGCCGUUGGGAAACAUGACAGCUAGGUGUGAGAAAUACCCCUGGUACUUUGAUCCUGGUCGCUCGGGCGUGUCUGUAGACUCGAUCAGGCUGGCAGGGAACUAUCCCAACAAGACAUCAACACUGGAACUUAGUCGUCCUGCCAUCUGUUCGUAACGCCUUCCGAUUUCUCCGACUUCGUUCAGAGAGACGAGCGAUUCUUGAUGCACAGCGAAUAGGUAAUAUACUGGAGCUGGUAAAUCCGAGGCCUGGUAUGCGCCUGUCUGGUUAGGAGCGAUCAUAUCGCCCAUUUAGUAGCUGUCUAUUGUCAGCACCUCGCUCAAUAAAAGUAGGCGGCCCACCGUGGAUUCCCCGGUCUGGUCACUGUAGAAUUCGGCCACAAAGAGGCAGAGUACAUCCACGAAAAGAUUAUGCUAUGCCAGAGACUUUUAUUGUCACCCGAGUCCUUAAUUAGAGUCUGUGCCCGUCAGCGUACUGGAGAUGAGGCGGAGGCCGUGACAUUAACUCGACCCUCUCAGUAAAGACCAGUGCGCCAGGCCGCCUGCACGGCCAGGGAGCAAUUUGUCCGAAGCUGCUUUACUACCGCCUCUCCAUAAAUACCAUUACACGAACAGGAAACUGAAGACAAGGGACAACAAUAAAGGCGCAUGGUUUAUGGCUUUACGAUGGACACGCACCUUGUCCGCCAGUUCCACGUUACCCAUUUAGCUCGUAUUCUUCAAUGGCCUACAUCGGACUUCCUAACAGAUGCGCCUUUUUUUCGAGACGGAGUGUGUUUAUGCUGAUUGUAUUUAUGCCGCUAUGCCAGUCCUUAUCUAUACAGUUUAUGUGACAGUAUUGGUGAUCCACAUCCCAAUUUGCAGCUCUCCUACCAUCCCGUGUCUUCCUUUCUUCAAAACCCGCACUGUCGGCAUAUGUGCCUGAAGCGAAACACAAAGAAGCCAAGCUUCGGAAGUCCCCAUCUUCCAGUCAUUUUGUCUUCGCACUUUAUAUCCAAACCGUUGUGAGAUCCUUCGCCACUUUUCCAAGCGAAUGAAGGUGUAUGAAUAAUGUUUGACGGCCCCUGAAUUCCGCCUGCAUUGAAGACAUUGUAGAAUUUAAAUAUGGCGGAGCAAAGAAAAUCUUUUCAAAUGUCACCUUUAGGUUGAGCUUCCACGUAGUUCUUCCAGAUACACAGAAGCUGGAGAUUCUGGCAAACUGGACAGCAAAAAAUGCUAAAGGCACUUCUUUGAAAAUGGUAAACCGAAUUGAAUUGAAACUUGAUAUAUGGCUUCACCAUGCCAAAUUACAGACAGACAAGUCCGAGUUUCGGGCCGUUUCGUGCAUUGUCAGCACUAUAGUCGUUUUUGUCCUGUUUCGAACUGUUCUAACUGGUUUGCCAUUUGAAUUUUAAGGAAUUGGCAUUUUGGCUUCACCUUGAUAAGUUAUAAGAUGAAGUCGAGUAUAGUGCUUUUUUCUUUAUUUUCAAUGAAUUUAUGUCCGUUCAUGUUCUGCUGUGGACAAUUUGCUGGGCUGUUUUGUCCAAUUUGCUGGGCUGUUUUGUCCAAUUUUCUGGGCUGUUUUGUCUUUGUGGUUUGUUAUUCUGAAUUGUAACUCGUUUCAUCCAAUUUUUGAGGAAAAAUAAUUUUCUUCCCUUCUGUAAAACUGACAGCUCUAAAUCGGUAAAUGGACAUAUACUGUGAGGGCUUGUGCGCUUGUAUUGCCACACAAACACUAGCUAGCUGCUAUAUUGGAUAGACGCGAAGGACCUGUAACUGGUGUGGGCAAGGAAUCGCUCAAGAUUUUCGGAAAACAUCGGUUCUAUACCUCCGUGGAGCUACACAGACAAUGAAAUCCAUCAAUGGCUGUAGUGCACAAACGUGAUUUAUGGUAGGUGUGGUCCAUAUUAAUGUAGUUGAUUCUGUCAUUUGAUGCACGGAUCACUUUGGAUGACCCAUGUGCAUGUAUUUGACUCCUAAAGAUACUGUAUGUAUAUAGACUACGCUGUAUAUCGUGUGUACCUACAUUUUAAUAUACCUCUUUCCGAACGUAAGUUAGCGGAUAGUUGCCAGAGGAAAUGUAUUUUAGCAAAUAGUGUCUUGUGAGGACCUCAUC